AUGUCAAACAUCAAAUGGAAGAAAUCUUGGGUAUUAGAGUGUGUUAAUCCAUUUAGGUGUAGAACAGUUCAUGGUUAUUGGAUACACAAGUUGAACUAUGGAUUGGUAAAUUUUUACUUUUGUAAUUUAACAUCAUAAUAUGUAUUACAUGUAAUGUAGAAAUUAAAAAUGUUGAAUUUUUUCGUUUCAGAAUAGUAUUGGAAGAGCUCUUAAUAAUGACAUUAUUGUGGAAAAUGAAACUGUAUCUAAAUAUCAUUGUCAAUUGCGAAUUGAAAAUGACCUACCAAUAAUUAAAGAUGUAGGAGUAAGUGAAUAUUAUAAAUGUAUGAUUCAUAUAAAUAUACUAACUACUUAUUCUGAAAAAAUUCCUACAGUGAAAAAUAUCAAAGUAUUAAAAAAUGGUACAGAGAUUUUUCAUUUAUUUGGCCACUCAAAAGAAACAACAGCAGUUUUAAUUUUGCAAUAUUCUUUGAUCUUUUUUAUUUUUUCUAACACAUAAUAGCUUUUAAAUGUCAUACAAUAUCAUAAUAGGUAGGUAUUAAAAACUGUUUUAUAGAACUUUUGCUGAUAUAAUUUUACAAAUAAACAACCAGUAAUCAGAUAUUCAGAUUUUUCUAUUUCCCAACUUAUCUAGUAAGUAGUAGUUAAGUAUUUAACACAAAAAAAAUAGGAAAACCAAAAAGGUGUGUAUGAAUUGCUUAGCUAUGAGGGCAUACAAACAAUCAAUCUAUGAUCUGUUUUAUAAUAGUUAAAUUAAACAAAUUUUCCCAGACCAGAAGCUUGUAAUCAACUGAAUUUUGUGUGUAAGGCAUCUAAAGUUUAUUUUUUUUUUGAAUGAAGUAAAUAUUUUGCAACAUUAUACAGUGACGACAUGGUAAAUUAUAAUUUUAUAAUUAUUAUAUUUAUAUAAUAAAGAUAAUAUCAAUCGAAAAGGUCACAACUAUGAAUGUAAUACCUAUAAUCACAAAUAAAUCUUAAUUCUUGGUUUGCAACUCAUGUACUGAUGUCCAAUAAGAUAAUUCAUAUUUUUGGUCUCACAAUACUUUAGGUUGACUAAAGUUAAAUUAAAUUAUAAGUUGUUAGCUAAGUAUUUGUUUAAUAGUUAUUUACUAUGUAUCAAAAUUAAUAUCAUUAACAAUUUUAUACAAUUGUUUUAAAUAUAUGUAUAUUAUUAGGCUGUUCCUUAUUUUUGAUCUUUCAAUUUUUGUUUUAAAACUCAAUUUUUUUAUUAUUAUAACAAAGUAUUUUUGGUAAAAAUUUGAUAAUAAUAUGCAACAAGACUUUUGAAAUUUUAUAAAAGAGGGUUGUUUUAUAGUUUUUUUAGUUUAACUGAAAAUAAAUUAUAGCACUUAUUACAUAUUAUGUAUAAGACUUUAAUUAUAAAUUAUAAUAAUAUUUAUAAAAAUUAUCCUUAAAAAAUUUCUUCGAAAUUUAUUAUUUUCGAAGAAAUCUAAUAAAAGAAAAGAUACAGACAUACUUUGCACAUGGGUGUAGCCACUGUUGUAGGUGGGAAGUUGGGAAGGUAGGAUACAGAAGAGAAUUUAAUGUAUAUCUGUAAGCAACAAUAAACCAUUGCUAACAAACAACGAUUCUGAGCAGAGUUCAGUUGAUAGUGAUAGUCAACAAUAUAUAUGUUGUAUUAUGGUGAAAAAAUUAAAUAGGCAUUAUAUAUUUUCUUUAAUAAUAUUUGUUUAAUGUUGUACUGAUUUCCCUCGUUUUUCCCGGUUUUUCAGACUUGCUCCAAAAACUCUUGGAAAAAUUAAAAAAUUACCUCCAUCAAGUAUUUUCUCCUUUAGGCUUGCUUUCAGAAAAAGUGCUAUCAUUGUAAAUUGGAGCAAAAUUGCACGUAGAAAAAUUAUUCCUAGAAAAGAGAAGGCCAUAAUAUUUUUAGAUUUUGAUUGAAAAGAAGAAGCUUAUGGUUUUACAAAGAUUUUUUUUUUAUUUGUGUAACUUUUAUACCUGAAAUCAUGUGUAUAAAUGAUUAAUUGUGGAAUUGGGAAAAUACAUUAAAUAAAAAUUAUUUAGACAUAUAUGGUAUCUACAUGUUAUUAGUUAUUACAUAGAUAUUACGGUUAGCUCAGUUAACAUUAGAUUCUUUAGGUGAACCUAACUAAGCAAACUACUGACUGAUACAAUAUUAUAUUUUGUUUAAAUUAUUUAUUAUUAUUAUUUUUGUCAGCUGUGUGUACAAUAUACACUCAAAUCAUUGAUGAUUAAACUAUAUUCAAUUUUUUUUUAUAUAAGCAUAAUUUUGACAGUAUAUUUGCUUUGGGAUUCAUUUGCAAGAAUUAUUUUCUUCUGGGGUUUUUUUUUCUGAGGGUUUUAUUCCUGGAUUCCUAUUUUAUGUGGGCAUUAUUAAUAUUUUUAACUAUACACCACAAUUCUGUAUACAUUUAAUAAUGAACCAACAAAUUCUAUUUAAUAUAUUUUCUUCCAUUUUAUUUACUCUUGAAACAAACAUAACAUUUUUUUUCUCUUAUAACCAUGAAAAUUUGUAUUUUAGAUUUUGAGUAGAGCGAAGAAGCUUAUGAUUUUAUAAAAAUAUUUAUUUUUUUUUCUGUGAACAACUUUUCUACUAUAAGAUUUGUUCCAGUUUUAUGCGUAACAACUUUUUUCAAAAGAAAUUGGUGUGGAAGGUACCUACAGAGAGGUCAUUUUUCGAUUUCCUCAAGAGUUUUCUCAUCAAAUGCGAAUAAACGGGAAAAUGUACGAAAUAUAUUUGAAUAAUAUUCUGUUUUUUUUCCUUGGAUAAUUUUUCUACCAGGAAUUUUGCUCUAGCUUUUAAUGAUAGCAAUGUUUCUAAAAGUAAUUUUUAUUGGGGAGAAAUUUUUAUUUUUUCUGUUUUUCGAUUUUCUCUAGAGUUUUCUCAACAAAUAUGAAAAACUGGGAAAAAAAUAGGAAAACCAGGAAAAAUGUAGAAAAACGGGGAAAUCUGUACAACAUUAAACAAAUAUUAUUAUAGAAAGUAUAUAGAGCCUACUUAAUUAUUUUACUAUAAUAUGGCAUAUUAUAUAUUGUUGACAAAGCAUCACUAUCAACUGAACUCCGCUCAGAAUCCUUUAUUCAUAAACAAUGCUUUAUCAUUACAUACAUAAAAUUACCUAUAACAGUGGCUGCACCCAUCCCAUUAUCCUAGGACUUCUUUUUAAUUUUGUUACUUAUAUAUUUUAUGUUACAACUCAAAAUAAAAGACUAGUUAAUUUACUUAUGAGUUAUGUUAUUGAGAUCACCUUUAAUCUCAUAAAAUAUUAGAAUUUUGGAAAGAUAAUUACAAUUUAAUGUCUAAACAAUUUAUUUGUGAUGUAUUUAUAAAAAUAAAUAAAUUCUUUUUUCAGAGUAAAAAUGGUACAAUUGUACAAGGUGUUCUACUGGAUGGCCUAGAACAAUAUAUUUUAAAAGAUAAUGAUAUAAUUAAUUUAUCAGAUUAUGAACAAGGUGUUUCAUUUCAAUUAAUAUGUAUGUGUUUUGAAUGAGCUUAAAUAUAUUCUAUGAUAAGAAUUGAUGAACCAAGUCUUUAUAAUCAGACAGUUAUUUUAGAAAAGCUGGAAAUACAAUAAGGAACUUCAUAUAAUUUUGUGUAGACUUUCAAAAGGCGUAUGAUAGUUCUAAUAGAUAGAUAUAACUAGCAGAACCGAAAUAUUAUAAGAAUUCCCAAAGAAUAUAGUACAUCAAACUGAAGCUCUAGCAUAAAACACUAGUGCAGGUCAAAGUUGGGAACACAAUAUCAAGGAUAGUGGAGAACAUGAUAUGAUUUCCUGGUGAUUCCUUUCCACUAAUCUAUUUUAAUUUAAUUUUAGAAAAAGUGAUCCAAGAAAUGAAAUUUGGAAGAGAUGAAGGAAUAAUGGAGGAUAGAACCUGUUUUAGUUUGCUCACCUAUACUAACAAUAUAUCUAGUCCUGCUAGGUGA
Messenger RNA from Cinara cedri, 3907 nucleotides. The record is from the annotation of a GenBank genome assembly. NCBI's taxonomy places the organism in Eukaryota, Metazoa, Arthropoda, Insecta, Hemiptera, Aphididae.